This is a messenger RNA of Pseudoliparis swirei, 5499 nucleotides long. Its product is annotated as rho-associated protein kinase 2-like. The record is from RefSeq and is a predicted model, not a curated record. Gene Ontology annotation, cellular component: cytoskeleton; cytoplasm. Lineage: Eukaryota; Metazoa; Chordata; Actinopteri; Perciformes; Liparidae. The coding region runs from base 293 to 4747 and encodes 1484 amino acids. Gene Ontology annotation, biological process: positive regulation of centrosome duplication; regulation of actin cytoskeleton organization; peptidyl-threonine phosphorylation. The transcript has 34 exons. Gene Ontology annotation, molecular function: small GTPase binding; ATP binding; Rho-dependent protein serine/threonine kinase activity.
UCAGAUUUUGUUGAUUCUACCUGGGAGCCGACGGGACGCACUUUAACGUUGAGUCUCUCAGUAGUCCGAUCAGUUUCCACUCUGUCGUUAGAUAUUAAUGCUAAAAGAGUGAAGCAGCUGAUGAAUAAUUAACCGGACAAACAACUGAAGCGGCAUUUUACAGAAGAGCUGACAUGGAGAGCUGAGCCAAGCAGGAGCGGAGUUCGCCGACUGUCCCGAGACAAAAAGGCGCCUACAGGUGUUUUUUGUUUUUGUGCUAUUUCAUUCGACCUGGAGCCCUUGCGCUGUAAUCAUGCUCGGUGCGGAGAGCAGACUGGAAAGCCGGUUGAACAAGCUGGAGUCCCUGAUGAGGAACCCGCAGUCGGGACUGAACUUGGAAACCCUGCUGGAUUCCAUGAAUGCGCUGGCUCAUGAUUUGAACUAUCCGGCCCUGCGGAAAAACAAAAAUAUCGAGGCCUUUCUGAUUCGAUAUGAAAAAACGGCGAGUCAGCUGCGAGACCUGCAGGUGAAGCUGGACGACUUUGACAAAGUGAAGUUGAUCGGGAGAGGAGCCUACGGGGAAGUGCACCUGGUCCGCCACAGGGCCUCGGAGAAGGUUUACGCCAUGAAGCAGCUCACCAAGUUUGAGAUGAUCAAGCGGUCAGACUCCGCCUUCUUCUGGGAGGAGAGGCACAUCAUGGCCUUUUCCAACAGUCCUUGGAUCGUCCAGCUGUGCUGUGCUUUCCAAGACGACCGCCACCUGUACAUGGUGAUGGAGUACAUGCCCGGAGGCGACCUGGUCACGCUCACCAUGAACUACGACAUGCCGGAGAAGUGGGCUCGCUUCUACAUCGCUGAGGUCGUGCUUGCGCUGAACACCAUCCACUCCAUGGGCUUCAUCCAUCGGGACAUCAAACCCGACAACAUGCUGCUGGACCAGCACGGUCACCUCAAAUUAGCCGAUUUUGGCACAUGCAUGAAGAUGGACUCGACGGGCAUGGUGCAUUGUGACACGGCUGUCGGCACGCCGGACUACAUCUCCCCUGAGGUGCUUCAGUCUCAGGGUGGUGAUGGGUACUACGGCCGGGAGUGCGACUGGUGGUCCGUAGGAGUCUUUAUCUAUGAGUUGCUGGUCGGUGAAACUCCCUUCUAUACCGAGUCCCUGGUUGGGACUUACGGGAAGAUCAUGAACCACAAGAACACGCUCAUCUUCCCAGAUGACGUGGAGAUGUCUCAGGCUGCCAAAGACCUCAUCUGUGCUUUUCUUACUGACAGGCAGGUUCGUCUGGGCCGCACUGGAGUGGAUGAGAUCAAAUGCCACCCUUUCUUCAAGAACGACCAGUGGACCUUUGAGAACAUCCGAGAGACUGUAGCUCCAGUUGUGCCGGAGCUGAGCGGUGACAUAGACACCAGUAACUUUGACGACAUAGAGGAGGAUAAAGGAGAUGCUGAGACCUUUCCUCCACCCAAAGCCUUUGUGGGCAACCAGCUACCAUUCAUCGGCUUCACUUACUUCAAGGAGGACCAGCUGCUGAAGGGAAGUAACAACCGCUCUGUGGAGGAGAAUAAGGAAAAGUCUGAGGAGAAGGAGAAUUGCUCAGAGAGUAAGGAAGAGCUACAGAACAAGCUUCAUCAGCUGGAGGAGCAGGUCGACCAUGAGAUGCAGGCCAAAGACGAGUUGGAUCACAAGUGCAAAAAUGCCACCAACCGUUUAGACAAGCUGGUCAAAGAAUUAGACCAGGAGAUGAGUAGCAGGCAGAAAGUGGAGGCCUCCCUGAGGCAGCUGGAGAGAGAGAGAGCUCUCCUGCAGCACCAGAGCGCCGAGAACCUGCGCAAGGUGGAGAUUGAAUCCGACAGAAAGCGCAGCCUAGAGAACGAAUUGAAUAAUCUGAGGGACCAGCUCGAGGAUCUGAGGAAGAAGAACCAUAAUUCCCAGAUCUCCAAUGAGAAGAACAUCCAGCUACAGAGACAACUCGAGGAGGCCCACACCGUGCUGCAGGCUGAGCAGGAGGCGGCAGCACGGCUGAAGAAGAGUCAGACGGAGGCACAGAAACAGGCUCAGAGCCUGGAGGUCGGCCUCAGGGAGAUGCAGGAAAAGUGCAGCCAGCUUGAAAACGGCAAGAUGGAGCUGGAGAAGCAGCUGAUGGGGCUGCAGGCCGAGCUGGCGGAGGAGAGCAGAGACCAUAACCUCCGGACAGAAACUAUAGCUGACCUGCAAGGACGUAUCUCUGGCCUGGAAGAGGAGGUGAAGGAGGUGAAGUCAUGUCUCUCCAAGGUCCAGGCUGAAAAGGAGCAGCUCCAUGAAAAGCUCAAUGAUCUCGAGAAGGAGAAGAGCAACCAAGAGAUUGACUUGACGUUCAAGCUGAAGUCGCUCCAGCAGAGUCUGGAGCAAGAAGAGGCCGAACACAAGGCCACCAAAGCCAAGCUCGCAGAUGAAAACAAAACCUACCAGACCAUCGAGGAGUCUAAGUCUGAGGCCUUAAAAGACAUGGAGAGCAACCUGCAGGAGGAGCGCAGCAUGAAGCUGCAGAUGGAGGGAAAGCUGCUGCAACAAGAGAAGGACCACUCCAUGCUGGACUGCGACUACAAGCAGGCGCAGCACCAACUGGACGAGCUGCAUGCACAGAAGGAGAAACUUUGUGAAGAGGUAAGGAGCCUGAGCUUGCGUCUGGAGCAGGAGAUUCACAAGCGGAGCAUGAGCCAGAGCGAUCUCAAGAUGCAGAACCAGCAGGUGUUGGUGCUCGGCUCCUCAGAGAAACAGCUCAAACAGGAGCUCAACCACCUGCUGGACAUGAAGCAAGUCCUGGAGAAAAGCAACCAGGCGCUACGCAGGGAGAAGCUGGAGGCUGGUGGCCAGCUGAAGGAACUGAAAGACCAACUGGAGGCUGAGCAGUAUUUCACAACCCUUUACAAGACGCAGAUUCGUGAGCUGAAGGACGAGUGUGAUGAGAGGAAUAAGCUGUUCACAGAGGUGCAUCUACGACUGGCCGAAUAUCACGAUGAGAGGGAUUCUAUGACAGCCCAGCUGGAAGCCAGUUUGACCAAAGCUGACUCAGAGCAGCUGGCUCGCUCCAUCGCCGAGGAGCAGUACUCCGAUCUGGAGAAGGAGAAGAUCAUGAAGGAGCUGGAGAUCAAAGACAUGAUGGCAAGACACAAACAGGAGCUCCGCGACAAGGAGGCCACCAUCAACUCGCUGGAAGAGUCCAAUCGCACUCUGACGGUGGAUGUGGCCAACCUGGCCAGCGAGAAAGAGGAGCUCAACAAUCAGCUGAAAAACAUGCAGCAACAGCUCCAGAAAGCCAAGGAGGAGGAGAAGCAGAUGAACUCGCUUAAACUGUCCUUUGAAAAGCUGCUGCAGAAUGAAAGGACACUCAAAAUUCAGGCCAUUAACAAGUUGGCCGAGGUGAUGAACAGGAGGGAGACGGUGCGAGGAGGCCACCGAAGCAUCGACACGGGGGUGCACAGGAAGGAGAAGGAGAACAGGAAGCUGCAGCUGGAGCUGAGAACGGAGAAGGAGAAGCUCAACAGCACCAUGAUCAAGUACCAGAGAGAGCUGACGGAUAUGCAGGCGCUGAUUGCGGAGGAGAACCAGGUGCGUCUGGAUCUUCAGAUGACGUUGGCCAGCAAAGACAGCGACAUCGAGCAGCUCCGAUGCCAGAUCACUUCCCUCAGCGUCCACUCUCUGGACUCGACGAGCAUCAGCAGUGGCAACGACCUGGACAUGGGUGACGGGUACCCAGUACGCAUUACUCACUCUCACACCUCCGAAUCAAUGUCCUUCACCUAUCAGCGCACACACAAAUCUGUCUGCAUCGACACCCGGCCCAGACUUUCCUCUGCUCACACUCUCUUCGACUCUGAGGAUGAGGAUGAGGAGGAAUGUGACGGGCAGGUGGAGCGGGGCCACCGUCCCCUGGUACUCACUGAGCCCCCUGAGGCUGCAUCUGCAGACUCGAGGCUCGAGGGCUGGAUUUCGCUUCCGAGCAAGAACACAAAGCGGUUCGGCUGGGACAAAAAAUAUGUCGUUGUGAGCAGCAGGAAGAUCCUGUUCUAUAACAGCGAGCUGGACCGAGAGCAGGCCAACCCUUUCAUGACCCUGGACAUCGAUAAGCUGUUUCACGUCCGACCUGUCACUCACACUGACGUGUACCGUGCAGAUGCCAAAGAGAUUCCAAGGAUAUUCCAGAUCCUGUAUGCCAAUGAAGGCGAGAUUAAGCGUGAACAGGAGCUGGUCGUGGAGCCCGUGGCGUACAGUGAUCGUCCCUCCUACAUCGGCCACAAGGGUCACGAGUUCAUCCUGACUCUGUACCACUUCCCCUCCAGCUGUGAGGCCUGCACUCGGCCCCUGUGGCACAUGUUCAGGCCCCCGCCGGCCCUCGAGUGCCGCCGCUGCCACACCAAGUGCCACAAAGAUCACCUGGACCGAAAGGAGGAAGUCAUCGUGCCAUGCAAGGUGAACUACGACAUGUCCACUGCCAAAGAUCUGCUGCUGCUGACCAACUCUCAGGAGGAGCAGCGGCGCUGGGUCAGCCACCUGCUCAAACGCAUCCCCAGGAAACACCCGACGUUGAGUCCUUCCUCCGCGGCACUAAACAACCUUCCGGAAGCAACGUCACGUUCCUCUCCUCGAGGCUCCCCGCGAACUUCACCCAGGGGUUCGCCUCAUAUGUCCUCCCACCGCGGCGCCAUCAAGAUCCAGGCUAGCAGACAGCCACAACCGUCAGGGAAAACAAGCACUGGCCCCAUGCUCCGUAUCAUCCUCCACUGACCUUUGACCUCUGACCCAUCAUUCUAAUGUCUCUCAUGCUGGGAGACUUUAACCCUGGCUAAUCAAAGAUGUGUCUUUUCAUCCUUGUGGAGUCCUGCGUGCGGUCUGGAAGCAGUGCCUACAUGUGUUAUUUCUUCAGGGAAGUAGACUGAAAAGCAAACGACGCUAAUCACGGACAGAAGCAUUCAUAGAAACUGGCAGUUGUCAUGAGAACAGGGGCCGACUGUCAUUUUAAGAAGAAGACAAUGAGCAUUCAUAUUAGAGUGAGACUUUGUCUAAAAGGAAAAAAACACUGUGAUUUUAAACUGCCUUAUUUUAUAACCAUCAUGAGAAAAACAUGGACUUUUUAUUCUGUCAGAGGCGGUGACUCACAUGGAUUUGUUUGAGGUGUUUGGCAUGUGUGUGUGAACAUUUGUAUAUAGGAUCAAGAAGUCUGUGUAUUGUAACACAGAAAGUGUAGCUUAUAGUUAUGAUUGUUCUAUUUUUAUGGUUAUAAGUCAGCAGCACAUUUGAAUAGUAUAUGCUUGUCUUUUAAAUGAAUACAGUUUUCAUUACAUAAAGUGGAUUUAUUACCACAUAAGACAGAAUAAUGUGAAUUGAACAAAAACAAUGUGCUUUCUAUUCGCCAUUAAUGAGAACUUAAAAUAAAUUCUCUGACCCAGAAAAUUGUUUCAAUUCAUGUUUCAUUCAUUGUUUAUAUGAAUUCAAAAUGUUGGCAUUGUAUCAAUAUAUAAAAAAAGCAUGAGAAAGAU